Molecule: messenger RNA, 1728 nt
Organism: Cucurbitaria berberidis CBS 394.84
Lineage: Eukaryota; Fungi; Ascomycota; Dothideomycetes; Pleosporales; Cucurbitariaceae
Exons: 1
Coding region: 73-1599 (508 amino acids)
Molecular function (GO): protein binding
Source: RefSeq, a predicted model, not a curated record
UUCCUACUUGGCAGAGGUCUUUAGCCUUACAGGUCCUAAUCAAUACAUAACGCGCCCACUGGUUCGUUAUCUAUGACGAUGUUCAGUAGACGCGACUUUCCACCACUGCCCUCGUACAAAACAACAAGGUCCAGAUGGCAAAUAAGCAACCAUGCCAUUGCACAUGUCCAUACGCCCAGGCCGUUAGGUUCGGCCACUACAAUCAAUGACCUGCCAGACGAACUCAUCCUAGAGAUUUUAGACCACCUACCAGGAAUCGACAUUGACGAUUUCCAACUGUCAACGCUUGUCUGCCUAUCAUUGACAAACCACCGUUUUCAUCGAAUGGUUGCCGAAAGACUCUAUGCUACAUAUUCCAGCCAUUUUUGCGAGCCAUACCUGUUUCUCCGCACGAUGGUGGCUAAGCCACAACUCGCGGAGUUGGUGCGAUAUGUUGAUGUGACAUGUGGGGACGGGGCCCAUCAUGACCGCAACCGUUAUGUUGCAACAGCCCAAGACAAGAAGACUAUCAAAGAAGGGAUGCGAUUGCUGAGUAUAUCGAACUGGAAAACUUGGGCUGUGGACUGUAAUUCCUUCGAUGGUGAGGUCGAGGUUUUGCAUUCUGCGGUCCUAAUGCACGCCCCUAAUAUAAAGUCUCUGGUUAUCGAGGAUACUGGAUCGCAUGAUCACACAGGUCCAAAGUGGAUUGAUAUUAUCAGAAAAGCCACCAUAGGAACAUCUUCCGGACGUGUGCAUCGAUUCGAACAUCUGCAGUCAGUGCGCGUAGGUGCAAGUCGUUACAAUACAAGUCAGCUUGCGCCAUUGUUCAGACUGGACUCCCUGCGACUACUUCAUCUAAGAGAUCUUGUUGCGCUCGAUACUGGAGGGAGAAGCACGACAGUACUACAGCGUAUGAUCCCGCAGGACUGCAAUCGAAUUGAAAAGCUUAAUUUGGAGCAUAGCUUCCUUCAUAUGGAUACUUUGGGUGUUCUGGUCGCAUCGUCACGAAGAUUGAAAAUUUUCAAGUACGAUGUAACGCUAGAGUGUAUAUCACACGAGCUCAACGCACAUCAUGAGUUGGGUGCAACGAAGCUCUCCAUGGUGCUCCAUCCCAAGAGAGAUUCUCUUGAAAGCCUCCAUCUGAGUUGCGACGCUCGCGCAGAAGAGGAGACCCGCGGUACUAUCACUCUUCUUGACGACCUUCGGAACUUCGUAGCGCUGAAGCACUUAAGCUGUCCUCUUACAUCAAUUAUCGGCGCAAGACUAGAUGCAUCCGCAACGUUCAUCGAAUCAUUGCCGCGGUCCCUGAUUACCUACAAUACAGUCAUUCGAAAGUACACUGACGAUAAGAACUGCCUGACCGCCUUGGAGCACAUGGCAGCCAAUUACCACACCAACACACAGAAAUUGGAAGAAGUUCGCAUUGUUGUUCCAUCACCCGCGCCCUGGCUCAUGUACGAUUGGGAACCUCUGGUCAGGUUCUUUUCAAGGAGUGGUGUCAAUCUAGUAGUGGAACACGAAGAAGAUGACGAAGAUGAUUUCGGUGAAAGCUGGAACGAUGAUUCGACGGAAUCCUCGCAGUCUUCAGAUGAAGUUGAUCUAUACAGUAAUGAAGGUUGAACCAUCGUCUGGCAGUGCGAUGUGCACAUGCGUUCAUGCUAGCUUUUAAAUCUCGAAAGAUCGAGUUCUAUUUCCGUGCGUAGUUACAAGAAGGCCCUGGCACUCUAAACAUAAAAAGAAAUAUUCUGG